GGCAACUGAAAUCAUGAAGUCUUUUGGGGCUCUGCAAGCAGAACUUGAGAAAGCGAAGGAUAACCUUAAAGGAGUGGACGAACACAUAAAAAAACUAAUAGGAAGAGAUCCCAGCGAAGGAAAACAGCGGCCUGGUUUAAAACGUCCUGCUGCCCAGCCUGAGGAGUUUCGCGGAAGAGGUCGUGGAUUCACCCCAUUGAGGGGGCGGCGAGAUCCAGGAGGAAGACCAGAAGAAGAGGAAUCACCGCUUGCCAUCAAGAGACGACCUGCUGAUCCUAGAACGGUAUUUAGCAGGUUGUCGGGGCCACCGAGGUUGAAGCGGGAGGCAGACAGUGGUGAUGAAGAGGAGGUUUCAAACAAGCCUGCAAUUUCAUCCCGAGUUAUCGCUACCCCUAAGGAGCUACCAUCAAGACAGGAAGCCAUGGCCGCACAAGGCACAGAUGAAAGAAGCAAGGCUAGGAAUAGAAGGAUGUUUGGUGCAUUGCUUGGUACUCUUCAGAAAUUUCGUCAAGAAGAAACAAGAAUGAGAGAUAAGGAGGAAAAGAGAGCAAAGGUUGAAAAAAAGUUGGAAGAGAAUGCAAAACGUGAGAAGGAGGAACUGAAAAAAGAACGCCAGGAAUUGUUUCAGGAACGAAAGCGAAAGCAAGCAGAGAUAAAGAAAAUUGAACUUAAAAUGUUAAGAGUUAAGGAGCAAGAUGAAUGGGAAAAUAAACACAGGCAUCUUCUGAACUUCAUUCAGACACGUUCCAAGCCUCAUAUAUUUUAUCUUCCAAAAAUGCACAACCUGAAGACAGAAGAAAGACUAGUUGCUAGCCAGAAGGUUGUUGCAAAAAUGAUAGAGAAAAAGCGUCAAGAAGUUCAGUUGGAGUUAGAGGCCAUUGAAAAGCGGGGACGUUGGCGACAGGGCUUGGGAGAAUCUGAGGGAGGGAUAGGGCAGGCAGCAAGUGCUGAGCUUCAGGCCAUGGUUGAUAUGGAAACCUUGGAGGCAGGGGACAAGGAGAACCGGUUAGAGGGUGGUGUUGAUGUUAAUAUAGAUAUGAAUGAAAAUGUUGAAGCCCAGAAAACAGGUAAGGUUGGGGGUGAGCUUGAAAGGACAGGUGAAGACCAAAUAGGCAGCCAGAUUGGGACUGAUAUGGAGGGUGUGGAGUUUCGGGGUAAUGAACGGGAUGUAAAGAAAGAAAAUUUAGAGGGAGAUACAAUUUCUACAGUGUUUGUAAAAACAGAGAAGGAUGAUGAGGAGGAGGUUGAUGAUGAUGAUGAUGACGACGAUGAUGACGAUGAUGACAAUGGUGAUGAGGAUGAUGACAGUAAUGAGGAUGAUGAUUAUGAUGAUGGUAAUGAUAAAAGGAAGAAAAUUUUUCCUCUUAAUUCCUCUGAAAAGGAUCAUGGAGAAGCCGAAAGGAAAUUGAAAGAGGCUAUAAAUGAGAAGUCUGAGUUGGUAUGAAUAUGAGUGUCUCUUAGUAACAAGCAUGUACAUAUGGCUAAAUAAUUUUGACAUUUUAACCGAUAAUUGCUUCUGCUUUUCUGUUACAUAUGGGGUGUGCGUAUGCUUGUGUGUAUGUGUGAGAAAGAGAGAGGGAGUGAGAAUGAGACUAUCCAUAUACACCAGUAGUUCUUUCUUAUUCUGUUAUUUUCCCUGAUAGCAAUAAAAGUACUUCAUAAUUUAUUUCUUAGAGCAGUUGUGCAUUUUAGUUAUCUUCAGAGUAUGUAGCUUGGAAUAAAAGAAUAUGUUCAGAAAUCAUAUGCACCCAGUAUCAUACAUUGCAAAGACUGAGUCAAUACCGUUGUCCUGAAAAUUUGUAUGACUGAAAGAUGUGUACUAAUCUGGUAUUCUGACUUAUCACACCUUGUAGUCUUCAUAAGUUCUGUCCUCCAUUGAAGAUAAGGCAAAGCAAUUAAUGCCCAUCUGCAUGUACUAUGCAAGCCGAAAACAUGGUCAUGAUUUUAUGGCAACUUACUGUUGCUUUUGGUAUACUGAAGCUUAAUACUUUUCCCAGUUAACUCUUCUGCUUGCUGAUCUCACAUCCUGGCCAUUCUUUGCUGUACAGUGACAGUUUUGCAAUAUUUUACUAUAACAAAUUAUUAAUAGCAAACAAUCGGCACGUGUCUGAGGAAUUUCAGAAGAUUGGUAAGUAUAUGCACCACCUGGUCACAAAUGAGAGAAAUAUGUGUCCAAAAUGAAUUUUGAAAGAGACAUUAUGUCUUGACAUGUUACUAUCCAGCUGUUGCUCGAUAUUGUAGUCUGGACAAAGCUGCAGUAAAAGACUAACCUCUCAUGCAGGACUAGAAAUGUUAAUAAUGUGUUCCUGAAUGAACAGUCAAAUUGUCAAGAUUGACCAGUCCUAGCCAACACUUGCCUCACCUUCUCUUCAUUCAACUGUAGUCCCUACCAGACUGUGUGGACUCUAUCACAGAGUCCUCUCUGCCAUGGGAACCCAAAAUCUGUUAUAAACCCAUUCAGUAGAACUGCACUGUCAGGAACCGGGUAAGUAUGUAAUUAUGUUGUUGAUAAACAUAUACUGUUUGUCAGUUCCAGAGUAAAUGAAUCUUCAGUGACAUUGAAAAUUGAAGUUGGAUGUGAAAAUUUACCUCAGUGCAAAUUUGAAUAUUAGAUUGCAUUUUCUGUGUAGAUGGGAGAAGUAAAGCGAAGGCCUACAGUGAGUUGUGCAAGUUUGUUGAGGGUGGGUCAGCAUAUGCAGUGCAAUACUGGAAUGAAUAAACACUCACCUCCAACUAGUGCCAAGGUCAAGAAAAUGUGGCUGUAUGCAUCCACUCAUCCAUAGGCCUUCAUGGCAUAAUGCUUAAUUAGUUAAGCACAGGGACAACUUUACCUAACAAUGUAGAUACAGGACUUUGUUAUGUUCUGUAUAAUAAUGAUCAUUCAGAUGAAUUCAUGUAAUUCUCAGAUUAAUAAAUUGUAUUGUUUUGUACUUUGUUGCUGGUAUUUAUGCCAACAUGAAAGACUGUGAAACAGGUGUGAGAGUUUGUCAGUAGUGGCACCAGUUUUAAAGUGUUCUGGCAAUGGUGUAUUACACUUAUAAUUCUGGAUUUAUGGACUUCACCAUCGCCUGAUAUUCUCAGUGUUAUUACAUUUUGGAAAUUGGUUCUUCCUUUGUCUUCAAGUGAAAAGGCAGGGGCACAGGCUUGCUAGAAAGACCUAGUGUCAAUUGUUAGACAACCUAACUCAGUUAAAUAUGUAGGUGUAUAGGAUCAGGUUUUGUCACGAGACAUGUUAAGGAAGUCACAGUACAAAAACUGGAGAUACACUGGUUAAAAUAAAAGAAUUCUCCAUAAAUAGAAUAAAAUUUUUAGGGAAAGAAAUUGAAGUGGAAAAGUUUAUGAUUUCUCCUACAGUUUUGUUUUAUGUGCCACUUAUUUAUUAUAAACAUUUGUAUAAGGCCAGUCAUAAGACAGAUCAGUGGUCCUUAUUCUGUAGGCACUUCACAAGAUCUGCAAAGGUUUAUAGCAGUGAUUUUAAUGCAUUUAAUAAUAAAGACAAGGUCAUUGUUAAUAGUGUACGUAAAUGAGAUGUGAUAGUGCAGACAAAGAUGUAUUUAAAAAAGGCUGCAACAAAUUGGUGUCAUUUACUAAGACUUUGAAAACUGCACACAUUCUUAUAAUAUGUUUUAAUAGCAGUCUGUCUAUAAAACAAAUUAACACAGAGUACUGUCUUGUGGGAUUUGACACCAUGCAGUCUGGUUGAUGUUCAUUGACAUAUUGGAGUGUCAAAGAAUAAGUCAAGCAAGUGGUAAUGCUUGCAGGUUGUAUGCUUGGCUUACUCUUCUACCAGUGACCUGGAGAUAGUAUGUUGCUCCAAAACUUUGUUGAACACCUAUCAGACUACUUCACUUCCCAGAAGAUGGUACUUAUCAUAAUCACUGCACUGAGAACUUCAGAUGAUUAGCACAAUUUAACAUCUUUCAGAGAAUUACGAUUGUAUUACAUGCAGUUGUGGGCACACAGUAUAUGUGAUUGAUAUAGAGGAUAGAGUUGUGAUAAAUACAUAUUUUAGUAUCUUUUAUAUGCCAUUGAACCAUGACAUUUAUUAUUUAAUUUUAUAUUUGUCAUAGAAUGUGUGACACAAUUAAAAUAAAUGAAUUGUUCGAGGAGAAGUCAUGUUAUGUUCAGGCACAUGUUUAGAACGUUCUGAGGGAGUCCUGAUAUUUAAUAAGUUAUUUAGUCUCCUGUAUGUCAAGGUUUAUGAGACAUUUCUUCAUUAAACGUCGAGUUGAUUCAUCAGAAUUUUGGUUCCAUUCAUGUCUAUUUUAAAUGACACCUGGUGGCGUGGGAUGUGUUGAAGUAGUGUUUUUUAUCCAACGGAGCUGAAAAUUCUUUCCUUUUUUAACCUUUACACUUAAGUACUGAGUUGGUACACUUGUGUCGGCUAGCAGAUAACAUUAUUUUAAACUAAUAAAGCAUUUAGGACCAAUAUUUUUACGUUUGGAUAAAAGGAAAACAGUGACUGUGAAAAGUGAAAAGUAUUGUAGAAAGAAUGGCUAAGAAUUGUUUAAAAAUUAUUUGAAUCACUACAUGGGCAGGUUUUUCAUGAUAUAGUUUAACAAAAAAUGAUUGAAAGAAAUGCCGUAUUUUGACGAAAGGAAUUGUAAUUAAAUUGAAAGUUGAUUUACAGGUGGAUGUAUGUGAGUAAGAAUGAAAUGUAUGUAUAUGCUGAACUACACAAAUACGUAAAAGCCAUUUUUCCCUGGCAACACUCUUGUGCUGCACUACAACUGAUGGCAAUGAGUGAUGUUGCCUCCCAGUAUUUUUUUAUUGUCACAUAUGUUUCAGUGUGGAUCAUUUACAUCAUUCCAUUCUGUGGUCAGCCAUUUGUUGUGUCGUGGGUGAUUUUUAUUCUCAUUAUUUGGACCUCAGAUUGCAAACCUGCAAUCUGUACAAUGUUUAGCUUAUACAAAAAUCUAGCACUGCAGAUCAUUUAACAUUCUUCAUGUGAUAGUGAAAUUGGAACAUAAAAAUUAUGUUCAUGCUGGUAAUCACAUAAAAUUCUGUAUAAUUAAGUUGAGGGUCCAUAGAAGCUGUUGAAAUAUUUGGUUGCUAUACCAGUAGACCAUCCAUUCUGAGGCAGUCAUAUAUGAAGAGAAUUUGUGACUGAAGUAAGGGCCCACAUUUCCCUAAUUUGCGUGUUCCAUAUCUGGAUCAGUACAAGUGCACAUAAUAUAAAUUUAUUUGCAAAAAUUGAAACUGUAGAACAGUUGUCAAGAACAGAAGGUGAGUUAAUAAAAACUCAGUUAUAGACCUUGCAGACUAGAAUUUUAAUGCUGAUAUAAGGACGUGAGAUAUUUUACACAAGAUUUGUCUGAGUGUAAAUAAUAAAAGAAACAUGAAGAUAGUAGUUUGUAAGCAGUAAAUGUAAUUUUAUUAGUAAUAAACUUAUUGAAUAAUAUACAGUGAAA
Molecule: messenger RNA, 5411 nt
Organism: Cryptotermes secundus
Lineage: Eukaryota; Metazoa; Arthropoda; Insecta; Blattodea; Kalotermitidae
Gene: Pnn
Product: pinin
Cellular component (GO): catalytic step 2 spliceosome
Source: RefSeq, a predicted model, not a curated record